AAAAUGUUUGUUCCGAGAGCUCUUACAGUCAAGAGGACUGCUGAUGACGACGGGACCUGCAUAACUAAGAAAAACAAGUCUUCUCCCAGUGAAGCCUCAUCUGAAGAGGGCUCAAAGUUUAUAGAGGCUGAAUUGGAUACAAAAGAAAUAUCUGCCUCAGAAAAUGACUCCCUUCCAGUGAACGAACGUACAGAACUACAGACUUCUCUAGAUUCACCUGUGGCAGUUAUUGAAGGAACUUUGGAAAAUGCUAAAGAUAAAAACUGUUCUCUGGCAGAGGAGCCUAUAAAAUCAUUCUGUAGAACUCAACGCUGGCCUGAACCUGGUGAACCUGUCUGUGUGGUCUGUGGUCGUUAUGGGGAAUACAUCUGUGACAAGACUGAUGAAGAUGUUUGUAGCUUGGAGUGUAAAGCCAAACACCUUUUACGUGUUAAAGAACAGGAGGAAGACUCAAAGCCUGCCGAUAGAUCUGUCUGUCUCGACUGUACUUACGUCUAUAAAGAAAAUGAUUUUGUCUUAAGCCUACGAGAUGGGCAGGUUGACAACUUAAGGCUGCAACUGGGCAUCGCCGUGGAAGGUCAAGGAGUUGCGAAACCUAUUGUAGAAUUUGAGCACUGUGGCUUUCCUGACAUUUUGAACUGCAAUUUAAAAAAAUCUGGCUACGAAGUCCCAACUCCUGUCCAGAUGCAAAUGAUUCCAGUCGGAUUACAAGGAAGGGAUAUUGUGGCCACUGCUGACACGGGCUCGGGCAAAACUGCAGCUUUCCUGCUUCCAGUUAUAAUUAAAGCUUUGGGCGAGACAGAAGCCCCAUCUGCUCUUAUUUUGACACCAACGAGAGAGUUAGCAAUACAGAUUGAGAAGCAAACUAAAGAGCUUAUGAUUGGUCUACCAAACAUGAGAACGGUUCUUCUCGUUGGAGGAUUGCCGUUACCUCCUCAGCUCCAUCGCUUAAAACAAAAUGUUAAGGUUAUAAUAGCAACACCUGGCAGGCUCCUAGAAAUUCUAAAGCAAAGCUCCAUACAACUCCAUCAUAUUAAAAUCAUUGUAGUGGAUGAAGCUGAUACGAUGUUAAAAAUGGGUUUCCAGCAGCAGGUAUUGGAAACUUUGGAAAAUAUCCCCAGAGAUCGUCAGACCCUUCUAGUGUCAGCCACGAUGCCUUCCGGCACUGAGCAACUGGCGAAUCAACUUCUGCAAAAUCCCAUAAAAAUCACCAUUGGAGAAAAGAAUCUGCCGUGCUCCAACAUUCGCCAGAUUAUCUUGUGGAUAGAGGAACCCUCGAAAAAGAAAAAACUUUUUGAAAUAUUAAACGAUAGGAAGCUCUUCAAGCCUCCAGUGCUGGUGUUUGUGGAAUGCAAACUGGGCGCUGAUCUUCUGAGUGACGCUGUUCAUAAAAUCACAGGCUUACAAACAGUAUCGAUGCAUGCUGAUAAACUGCAGAUAGAUAGAACGGCCAUAUUACAGGGAUUGUUGCAACAGAAGUAUGAAGUGGUUGUAAGCACUGGAGUCCUUGGACGAGGACUUGAUCUGGUAAAUGUUAAGUUGGUUGUCAACUUUGACAUGCCAUCUAGUAUGGAUGAAUAUGUACAUCAGGUUGGAAGAGCUGGACGGUUGGGUCACAGUGGAACUGCAAUUACUUUUAUUAAUAAUAACAGUAAGAAACUUUUCUGGGAUGUUGUAAAGCGAGUUAAACCAACAGGCACUAUUCUCCCACCCCAGUUAUUAAAUUCCCCAUACCUUCAUGACCAGAAGAGAAAGGAACAGCAAAGAAGCAAACAAUCACAGAAUGGGCUUGUAACAGCUGAUAACCUUGUGGACAUUAUUAGAAAGCAUGACAGAAGCAUUUCACAGAAGUAGUGAACUGAGCUUUAUUUGUAAAUGUAAUACAUUUGCACAUCAUGUUAA
This is a messenger RNA of Euleptes europaea (tarantolino), 1902 nucleotides long. It is a transcript of the gene DDX59, whose product is annotated as DEAD-box helicase 59. Bases 4 to 1854 code for a protein of 616 amino acids. The record is from RefSeq and is a predicted model, not a curated record. The transcript has 7 exons. Lineage: Eukaryota; Metazoa; Chordata; Lepidosauria; Squamata; Sphaerodactylidae. Gene Ontology annotation, molecular function: ATP binding; nucleic acid binding; RNA helicase activity.